This is a messenger RNA of Fimicolochytrium jonesii, 1333 nucleotides long. RefSeq lists its product as uncharacterized. NCBI's taxonomy places the organism in Eukaryota, Fungi, Chytridiomycota, Chytridiomycetes, Spizellomycetales, Powellomycetaceae. The transcript has 4 exons. The record is from RefSeq and is a predicted model, not a curated record. The coding region runs from base 125 to 1111 and encodes 328 amino acids.
CCUAAGAUUUCGCGGCUCCCAACAUCAUCACCUAGCGCACAAGCGCGUUUUCUCGGCCCGACCUGCGCUGGCCUUCUGUUAAUUCCACUGACUUGCGCCUCACACCCUUGGCCAACCGCAUGAUAUGAUCCGGAACGUAUCCUCCGUUCGGGCGGUCCAGUUCCAACUUCAGCGAGGAAACGAGAAUGGCGGACUCGACAAGGAAAACGCGGUGGUGGGCAGGUCGGCGCCCGCAAAGACUCCCAUGCCUGGAAAAAUCGGGUUCAGGACGCCUUCACGCACGGGCUUGACCGCCAAGAAGACUACAAACACUGUCAUUUUGGAUAAGGAGAACACGCCGUUCGCAGAGCCGACUGCGACGAAGGGUGCGCAUCGCGCGUUGAAGACACCUGCUGCUAAAGUCCUCGUCGCUUCUACAGCGCUCCAAGGCAAAUCAGUGAAUGUGCGACAAGCCAAGAAGCCUCUGGACACAGCAGCCAAGAAAGAGAUCAAGCACAUAUCGCUCGUCACUUCGAAAACACCCAGCCAAGCAACCACGACCCGUCCCUUCCUUCAGCAAAAGCCCAUCAAUACCCCGCACACGCACGCAUAUAGAGAUUCAUACAAAACGCCCCUCAACCACCCUCUCAAGUAUUCUGCUUUCGAAACGCCAGAUGGAUCGCAGAAAUCUCUUGAAAAGUCGGAGAAAAUUAGAGAAGCGAGACGGGCGUCGGUUAGGAGGUCUUCUGCUCAGAAAUCCUCGGUGAAGAAUGAAGCGGGAAAGAGCGGUGUGAGCGAGCCUCCGGCUCCGGUGAUUGCGAAGGAGGAAGAGGAUGUAGAGGUUGAGUAUAUGCCGCCUGUGUCGAAAGCACUUCCAUUUGUGCCCCACCCGGACCUGAUCGUGGACCACAAAGUCCUCACUACCCCCGUGUUAGACGUGCCUUGGAACGCAAUCCCUCCCGGCCCGGACCUGCCAGAGUUCAUCCCGCCAGACUUUGGUGCUUUCUCGCCGCCUUCUGUUGCUUUUGACCUGCCCAACGCCGACGAUAUACCCUGGUUGGAACUGCCUGACGAAGAUGAUUUUGGACUGCGCGAUGAAGUUUUCCUUGAACUCAAACCUUUGAGUGCGUGAGCUGCAUAUAAAGUCACUUCCCGGUCUCCCACUGUAAUACCCCCUGUAUAUGCAAACUGUACAAAGUCCUCGCGCGCACAUAUCCUGCCCGUGGACUGGAAUACGCGCCAUUCAUUUGGUUCCGCCGUUCUGCUGUGUAAAUAAUUCGUAAAUGCCAUACUGUAAGGUGACUCGGACGGUGACUCUCCCAUGAUUGGACCACCAAGCGUAUGCGGCAUUUGC